Messenger RNA from Talaromyces marneffei, 2496 nucleotides. RefSeq lists its product as uncharacterized. The coding region runs from base 1 to 2496 and encodes 831 amino acids. NCBI's taxonomy places the organism in Eukaryota, Fungi, Ascomycota, Eurotiomycetes, Eurotiales, Trichocomaceae. The transcript is spliced from 5 exons. The record is from RefSeq and is a predicted model, not a curated record. Gene Ontology annotation, cellular component: RSF complex. Gene Ontology annotation, biological process: regulation of DNA-templated transcription.
AUGGUAUCGCGAAAGCGAGCUCACUCCGAAAUGGAGACGGCAACACCCAAAAAGGAGCAGCCAGCUGCAGAAGAGCCAAGUCUAUUGCAACGCAUUCGCAACUGUUGGGAAUUCGCGUCGUUGAUGCAGUAUAUCUUCUUUUUCGGGAAGCUUAUGAAGAUCGAUGAGGAUUUGGGGAUUGAAGAUCUGGAAAUGGAAUGUCUCAAGCCCGAACCCUCCGAGAAACUGAUGGAGAUUGGAUUGUCGCUGCUUAAAUUCGUCUCAUCGCAUCGCGGAUUAACAUUCGACAAUUUCGAUGAAUAUACGCGUCGCCAAUACAACGCCAAAGCCCCUCAACUCGUCAACCCCUUCGGAUACGACGAGGAACCGAAUAAAUUUAGAGAUUUUGAUGUGUUUUUGAAGCUGAAGGUUUUGCAUCAAUUAUCGCUCUGGACGCUGUGGAAUCCUGAUCGCAUUCGGGAAAAGAUGCCCGAGCAGCGGGAAAUAGAUCAGACGCAAUGGAGAAUCGAAGAGUUUGGCUGGGAUAGUAAAGACCGAAUCUACUACGUCUUAGAUGACAAUCGGCUAUACCGUCGCACCGAUCCUCCUAUUCCUCCGCCGGCGCCGGCUAAACCCAAGGCGAACUCGAAGAAGGGUCGAGCCGCCGCCAGAGCCGCGAAACGCAGAAGACUGUCCACCAAAGUCGAAGAAGACGAUGAAGAUGCUACUGAGAGUGAAAAGACCUCGGCUGAAACCCCAGCGGCCGAGUAUAAAUGGGAGUGUCUUGCGACCAAUCUGGCCGAAUAUCAAGCAUUCCUUGAUACCUUACAAAAGACUAGAGACCCGAAUGAAAAGUCACUUCGAGAUCGUAUUGUGGAAGGAGUCUUGCCCAUCGUUGGAAGAGCAGCAGAGGCAGAAGAACGCAAACGUCAAAAGCGAGAGAAGGAGUUGUUCAAUUUGCAGUUACUAGCUGGCGCCAAACGGUCUAGCCGUCUCGCCGAAAAAUUGGACAAGGAGCGACGCGACAGAGAAGCCAUGGAGGCAGCUCGCAAGCGCGAACAGGAACUGGCCGCUGCACGCAAGGAAAUGGAAAUGCAACGCAAGAUGGAGAAGGAACGACAGAACCGUAUCAUGACCCGUGAGCGUCGUAUUCAGGAGAGAGAAGCCAAACGUAUCCUACACGAGGAGGAAAUGGCUCGUUUAGAGGAGGAACAGAAAAAACUCGAGUCUGGAGAGGCUCGAGUGUCGGAAAGACAUCUCAAGGCUGAGUUGGAUAAACGGAAGAAAGAAAUGGAAGAGCUCGCGGAGGAGGAUCAGUGGAUUUUCGAUUGUUCUGGUUGUGGUGUUCAUGGUGAAAAUAUUGAUGACGGUUCGCAUUGCGUGGCUUGCGAGCGUUGCAACGUCUGGCAACACAGCAAGUGCUUGGGUAUCUCUCAACAAGACGCCGAGAAGGACGACUUUCACUUUGUCUGCGCCGAUUGCAAACGUAAAGAAGAGGAAGCCAACCGACCAAAGAUACCUCCUUUGAAAUUCCGUAUUGGAUCAGCUUCGCCAGCAGCUACCGCACCUGCCAUGAAAAAGGAAGGAGAACAGAGCCCAUUGGCGUCGAAAGUCUCUCUGCCUACACUGUCAAACGUGACAGGCUUCCCUCAGCAAUCGACAAUCCCACCGGCUCAACCACAAUUCAACGGGGGCCCACCAGUAUCUCCUGAACGUCGUUUUUACCCCAUUACCAAUGGAUUUCCAGCACCUGGAUCACCAUCCAAGGCGAGUGUCGGUCCUGCAUCCUCGCCGUUGAGCUCUCUACCUAAGCCUGCGUACAUUCCACGACAGGAACCUGCACAGAACUCAACAGCCGCUUUGCAAGGAAUUCUUUCCGGCAACCCCUUAUCUCACCGCCCAUCAUCAUCGCACUCGUCGCCCAUUCAAAAUCGCCCGUCAAUGUCGCCUACCCAAGGAAACCGUGAUGUCGGACCUUUGGCCGGGUUUCCUCCAUCAACCAUUCCCAACGGGUCUCUUCCAUCGACACCAUACGGACAACAUCGCCCAAUCGCCCGACCCCAGGAUCGAGGCGUCCCGUCCUUUUCAUCCAGCAUAGACCAGCGCACGACUUCAUUCUCCGAGUCCUUCGCCCCCCACCACACUCCACCGCCCCCAGGCUCUCAAAAUAACAAUAACUUGGCUCUAUCCGGUCUCAGCCCGACCAAGAACGACUCACCGCGGCCCGUGACAGCGAGCAGCGUCAGCAGCGCCUCGAUCCUCCCUCCAAUCCACAGACUCGAGCCCAGUCCCAAACUCAUGGGCCGUAGUUCCGUGGACGCCCCGAUCCCACCUCCCGUCAAAAUGAUGACCCCGGAGCAAGAGGGACGUCGACAGCUCGAGAACCAGUUGGCAAGUAACACGACCCUACCACCACUGUCAUCUUGGAACACCCCAUCUUCGAAUAAUAAUAUACAACCACCACUCGACCCAGCCCCGAAUACGCAGAACCAGAAUAAUAGCAUGAACGGGCAUUAA